AUGUUAAAGGGCUUGUAUGACACCCCUGCUGAGGAGCUCGAUGUCUUUGUGGCUGAAGUGCUUCAGCCAGAUACAGAGUGGAAGAAGGAGCUCCAAGAUGUUUUUAACAGGAUGGCGAGAUUCUUUAAAGAGCAGUGUUUCCAGGACUGUUCCAUAGGAAACCAACAGGUCAAGGUGAUGAAGGUGGUGAAGGGAGGCUCCUUCUCCAAGGGUACAGACAUAAAACACAUAUCUGAUGUGGACGUGCUCCUUUUCCUGAAUUGCUUCUCCAGCUACAAAGACCAAUACAAACACCGACAUACCAUCAUUGAAUUCAUGAUGGAGAAACUCGAGGAAUGCCAAAAAAGCAUAGCCUAUGAUAUUACCAACAUCUCUAAACAAGAGUCCUCAAAGAGGUCCGUGCCCCCACGAUCCCUGAACUUCGAUGUCCAGUCAAAAAAGAGGAAGAAAUUGAUCCAUGUGGAUGUGCUGCCAGUCUUUGAUGCUCUAGAUUCAGGACUUACUAAGCAGCAGGUCUAUGAAAAACUAAUCAAGGAGAAAGGGUACCCUGGAGAGUUCACUCCAUCCUUCAGUGAACUGCAAAGAAGUUUUGUGAAAGAUCGUCCGACCAAGCUGAAGAGCCUUCUUCGACUAGUGAAACACUGGUACCGACAGUAUGUGAAGAACAAAUACCAAGGAAAGCAUCUGCCCCCAAAAUAUGCCCUGGAGCUGCUGACUAUCUAUGCCUGGGAGACAGGAACCAAAGAGGCAGAGAACUUCAAUCUAGCUGAAGGAUUUGCCACUGUGAUGAAGUUGCUGAAGGAUUACAAAGAUAUAUGUAUCUACUGGACUAAAUAUUACAAGUUCAAAACUCCACUAGUCAGCCACUUUGUGAAAAAGCAGCUGAGGUACAUACCACAAACCAAGGAUAAAAAAAGGCCAGUCAUCUUGGACCCAGCAGACCCCACCAACAAAGUAGGAAAUAGAUCAGAGUGGGACCUGGUAGCAAAGGAGGCUUCUCACUGCCUUCGCCAGGCCUGCUUUCAAAUGAAAAAUGGAAGGCACAUCUCAAGCUGGAAUGUAAAGGGAGCAAGAAAUAUAGAGGUCAUUCUAACACGUCCUAAUUUUUGGACAUUGAAAUACUGUGUGAAUCCCUAUGACCCCAUCCAAAAGAUGAAAGAAGAGAUUGAAAGAGUUAAAAAUAUCCCUAUAGAUGAUCAGCGGCUCUCCUUCAAGGAACCCAAGAGAAAGCCCAAGGUAUUGAUGGCACACAGCACCCUGGAAGAAUAUGAGAUCUUCUACCAAAUCAAAAUCCAAGUGCUGGUCAUCAGUUCUGCCAGAUGCAAAAUCCAUGUGCAAUUUCCUGAUGACACCUGCCAAACCUACCCCCUUGAAAGCAGAGAUACUGUCCUGACGGUGAAACAGCAGAUUGAAGAGCAGGAAAGGCAGCCAGUGACAGAGCAGGUCCUGAUAUUCCAAGGCGAAUUCCUUCGACAGAAAAGAUGUCUCAGAUACUAUGGCAUUAAAGAUGGUGACACCCUGGAGUUAGAGUUGAAGACCAGAAAGCAAAAGAAGAAAUUGAAGGCCAGGAAAGGAAAGGAGGUGUUGGUAAUAGAUUAG
Molecule: messenger RNA, 1599 nt
Organism: Dromiciops gliroides (monito del monte)
Lineage: Eukaryota; Metazoa; Chordata; Mammalia; Microbiotheria; Microbiotheriidae
Product: 2'-5'-oligoadenylate synthase-like protein 2
Exons: 6
Coding region: 1-1599 (532 amino acids)
Biological process (GO): defense response to virus; negative regulation of viral genome replication; regulation of ribonuclease activity
Cellular component (GO): membrane; cytosol; nucleoplasm
Molecular function (GO): 2'-5'-oligoadenylate synthetase activity; double-stranded RNA binding; protein binding
Source: RefSeq, a predicted model, not a curated record